Messenger RNA from Nannospalax galili (Upper Galilee mountains blind mole rat), 1338 nucleotides. It is a transcript of the gene Dusp15, whose product is annotated as dual specificity phosphatase 15. Bases 659 to 1051 code for a protein of 130 amino acids. The record is from RefSeq and is a predicted model, not a curated record. Gene Ontology annotation, biological process: transforming growth factor beta receptor signaling pathway; protein dephosphorylation; regulation of cell population proliferation. Lineage: Eukaryota; Metazoa; Chordata; Mammalia; Rodentia; Spalacidae. Gene Ontology annotation, cellular component: cytosol. Gene Ontology annotation, molecular function: protein tyrosine/serine/threonine phosphatase activity. The transcript has 8 exons.
UUGGCGGCGGCGGCGGCUGGACAGGGCUGGCCAGGGCCGCGGACGCCGGGCCCCGGGUUCCCAGCCAGGCUGCAGGCCCUGGGCCUGGGCCAGCCCGGCAGCUCUGAGCCCAGCGCUUUCCAGGUGGCGAGCUGGGGUUGCGUCCGGCCCCCUGGGACUGGGAUCAUGGGGAAUGGCAUGACCAAGGUACUUCCUGGACUCUACCUCGGAAACUUCAUUGGUUAUUCUAAAUGUUUAACUGCAUCUGAAGUGCUGCAGAGAAGCUGCCACAUGAAGCUUUCUGUGUGCAACCACCCUGUCCACAGAUUCCUAGAAGUAGAAUUGCUGGGUCAAAGGAUGCACUAGGGAUGGGCAUUUGAGAUGGAAAGAACAGUACCAGCAAGGUUGGAGCUGGCGUGUGUCUGAUGCCAAAGACCCGGAUCAGCUGGGCCGGAAUAAGAUCACACACAUCAUCUCUAUCCAUGAGUCACCCCAGACUCUGCUGCAGGACAUCACCUACCUUCGCAUCUCAGUGGCAGAUACUCCUGAGGUACCCAUCAAAAAGCACUUUAAAGAAUGCAUCAACUUCAUUCACUGUUGCCGCCUCAACGGGGGGAACUGCCUUGUGCACUGCUUUGCAGGCAUCUCUCGAAGCACUACCAUCGUGACGGCCUAUGUGAUGACGGUGACUGGGCUAGGCUGGCGGGAAGUGCUUGAAGCUAUCAAGGCCACACGGCCCAUUGCCAACCCCAACCCAGGCUUUAGGCAGCAGCUGGAAGAGUUUGGCUGGGGGAACUCCCGGAAGCUUCACCGGCAGCUGGAGGAGCGCUUCGGAGAGAGCCCGUUCCACGACGAGGAGGACCUGCGCGCGCUUCUGCCUCUCUGCAAACGCUGUCGCCAGGGUUCAGCGACCUCGUCCACGUCAGCCCCGCUGCACUCAGUGUCCUCAGAAGGGACGCUGCAGCGUCUGGUAUCACCACGGGAUACCCACCGGCCGCUGCCAUUCCUGGCACGCAUCAAGCAGACUUUCUCCUGCCUCCCCAGGUGCCUAUCCCGCAAAGGGGGGAAGUGACCGCGCCGAGCCCAGGUGUAGCUCAUCCCCGCUCCACAGCCGUUCGCGGAUACCCAGAGGCCGUGGGAGCCGGCGGCGCACCUGUCUCUGCCUGUGUCCACCCCGCUUGUCAGCGUCUGCCUUCAGUGUCCCCUCUAUGAGUCUGUGUCUGGGCCGGUCUGCAGCAGCCACCUGGUGCCUUAGUCCAUGGACUGGGGGAGGGGUCCUAGGCCUCCACCCCUAGAGCGGGAGGGAAGCUCUGGUGGGGUGGACCGGCCUGGAGGAGAUUAAAAGAGACACAGAACUUG